CCAUGCAGGCCCCGCCCCGGCUCAUUUCUUGCCGGUUCUCGCGAGGUUUGAGGCCGCAGGGCCGGCCCGGGAGGCUGCAAUAUGGCGGAGGCGGAAGGGGAAAGCCUGGAGUCCUGGCUGAAUAAGGCCACCAAUCCUUCCAACCGCCAGGAGGACUGGGAAUACAUAAUUGGCUUCUGUGAUCAGAUCAACAAAGAGCUUGAAGGGCCACAGAUCGCUGUCCGGCUGCUGGCCCAUAAGAUCCAGUCUCCACAGGAAUGGGAGGCAGUCCAGGCCCUGACGGUGCUGGAGGCCUGUAUGAAGAACUGUGGCAGGAGAUUUCAUAAUGAAGUGGGGAAGUUCCGGUUUUUGAAUGAGUUAAUCAAAGUCGUCUCUCCGAAGUACCUGGGGGACAGGGUGUCUGAGAAAGUGAAGACCAAGGUUAUUGAGCUGCUUUAUAGCUGGACGUUGGCUCUGCCAGAAGAAACAAAGAUCAAGGAUGCUUAUCACAUGCUGAAGAGACAAGGCAUAGUGCAGUCUGACCCCCUGAUCCCCGUGGACAGGACACUGAUUCCCUCUCCACCACCUCGUCCCAAAAACCCUGUUUUUGAUGAUGAGGAGAAAUCCAAGCUUUUAGCCAAGUUGUUGAAAAGCAAAAAUCCAGAUGACCUACAAGAGGCCAACAAGCUCAUCAAGUCCAUGGUGAAGGAAGAUGAGGCACGGAUCCAGAAGGUGACCAAGCGUCUGCACACUUUAGAGGAGGUUAAUAACAACGUAAAGCUGCUCAAUGAGAUGCUGCUUCAUUACAGCAAAGAGGAUUCUUCGGAGGCAGAUAAAGAGCUCAUGAAGGAGCUGUUUGAUCGGUGUGAGAAUAAGAGGCGGACGUUAUUCAAACUAGCCAGUGAGACAGAGGACAAUGACAAUUGCUUGGGGGACAUCCUGCAGGCCAGUGACAACCUCUCCCGGGUCAUCAACUCUUACAAAACAGUCGUUGAAGGGCAGGUCAUCAAUGGUGAGGUCGCCACCUCAGCCAUUCCAGACUCUGAAGGAAACCACUCCAGGAACCAAGGCACUCUCAUCGACCUUGCGGAGUUGGACACACCAAGCAGCUCAUCCUCGGUGUCGGCCCCGGCGCCACCGCCUUCUGGCAUCCCUGUCCUCCCUCCGCCUCCCCAGACCUCGGGCCCUGGGCGCAGCCACCCAUCCAGCCAUGCGGAGGCUACCCCGGGUCCCACCAGCACAAGCAAUGCCCUCUGCCUGCUGGACGAGGAGCUGCUCUGCUUGGGCCUUGGUGACCCAGCCCCCACUGCUCCUCCCCCAGAGUCCGCUGGAAACAGCCAGUGGCCCCUGUUCCAGAACGAGCAGUCGGACCUGGACUUCGGCGGCCCCAGGCCCGGGAGUGCUGCCGCCAGCCCCUCGGCCGGGCCUCUGGUCCCGCCCUCAGCACCAUCUGCAGGCAGCCUCCAGGCUCCGCCGCCGCCCUCCUUCCCGGCGCCUGCAGUCCUAGCCAGCGUUCCUGCCCCCAAACCAGGCUCCUUCUUGUUCCCAGCUGGACCGGCCCCCACCCCAAAGGCUGAGCCCACAGCCCUCGGGUACCAUGGCUCAGCUUUGGGCGAUAGCACCCUGCACCAGCUGGAUGCCCUUGAUCAUCUUCUUGAAGACACCAGAGCGACAUCAGGUCUGGUGAAACCUGUCUCCUCCAUCUUCUUCCCCGGGGCCACCACCUCCCCUCUGGUCCCCACUAGUACCACUGCUCGGCCUCUCCUCCCCUUCUCCCCGGGGCCCGGCAGCCCUCUCUUCCAGCCCCAGGGCAGCCCCAUGAAGGGGCCAGAGCUCUCGCUGGCCAGUGUGCACGUCCCCCUGGAAUCUAUUAAGCCUAGCAGCGCCCUUCCUGUGACAGCCUAUGAUAAAAAUGGCUUCCGCAUCCUCUUCCACUUUGCCAAGGAGUGUCCGCCUGGACGGCCUGAUGUGCUGGUGGUGGUAGUGUCCAUGCUGAAUACAGCUCCCUUGCCCAUCAAGAGCAUCGUGCUGCAGGCUGCAGUGCCAAAGUCAAUGAAGGUGAAGUUACAGCCACCCUCUGGGACAGAGCUGUCUCCAUUUAGCCCCAUCCAGCCACCUGCAGCCAUCACCCAGGUCAUGCUGCUGGCAAAUCCGCUGAAGGAGAAGGCGAGGCUUCGGUAUAGGCUGACCUUCGCCCUGGGAGAGCAGCUGAGCACAGAGGUGGGCGAGGUGGACCAGUUCCCUCCUGUGGAGCAGUGGGGUAACCUAUGACUCCAGAGGACUCCGUGUCACCUCCGCACUGAAGCUCAGGCAGGCUGCCGCGAGACAGGAGGGCUCUCUGGUCUAGUCAUUCUCCACAUCCUGACUGCAGUGUCUAGAGCUUUCAUCUGGAACAGGGGCCCUGGGCGUUGCUGCUGGGAGCCAAGCUGCUGCUGUGAUGAUCUCUCUGUUGGCCCCCUAAAAGGACCUGAUUUUUUUUGUCUACCUGUGUGACUUGAAGUGGCCAUGUACCGUCAGGGGUGGGGAGUGGCCCCAGACUCUGCACGGUUGCCCUGGGGACAUGGACCCAAGGUGGGGGAGGUUCCCCCCCCCCCCCCCCGCUGGCAUCCUGAUGCCGUAAGUGGGGAGGUCUCUAAGGAAACAUGGGACCCUCCCUCAAGGACUGUGUUCGCACACCCCUAGAGGCCUCAGCCCCCCAUUGCUACUUCGUGCUUCCCCUGCUGGCAGGUUCCUGCUUCCACGUCCUGGGAGGUGGGCAGAGCCCGGCGGUCCCGAGUGGCCCUGGCCACAGAGAAGUCGCUGCACUGCAGGAUCCCCAGCCCUGCCUUCCACGGGCAGCAGCGUCCUGGAAUGGCCACUGGGUGAGGAGUUGUGUGCUCGUCUCUGGCGGUGGCAGGCUGUGUCCUAUGGACAUCACAGUGGGAUAUGAACCUCAGCCUAUUAGAAACAGAACUUGGCCUUGUGGCAGCCAAAACUAAGGAUACAAAAGAAAAUGGAAGAGAACCAGUGUUUCCCCUUUUCUGGAAGCAGAUACUCAAAGCUUUCCAGGAAAAGUGUGUGCCUCCUGCCUUGGGAAUAGGCCAUCCUACUCACUACCUCUUGCUUGGCAUGAAAUAAACUGCUCUCCUUCCCUUCAAGUCUGUGAAGGAAAGGACAAGUCCCAUCA
Hyaena hyaena (striped hyena) is the source of this 3145-nucleotide messenger RNA. It is a transcript of the gene GGA3, whose product is annotated as golgi associated, gamma adaptin ear containing, ARF binding protein 3. The transcript has 17 exons. Lineage: Eukaryota; Metazoa; Chordata; Mammalia; Carnivora; Hyaenidae. Gene Ontology annotation, biological process: vesicle-mediated transport; intracellular protein transport. The record is from RefSeq and is a predicted model, not a curated record. Gene Ontology annotation, cellular component: trans-Golgi network. Gene Ontology annotation, molecular function: phosphatidylinositol binding; small GTPase binding; ubiquitin binding. Bases 82 to 2250 code for a protein of 722 amino acids.